CUGAGGUUGAUUCACUAAAGGAAGGUAAACAUCCUAGCAGAUGACAUAACAGUACGUUCCUGUUUCUACUCUACUGCAUUAGGUGUGCCGAACUGAACAUCCUGUAACACACCUUUCGAUACGCCUAUCGUGCUAACUGCAGACAAGGCCCAACAUGGAGUUUUUAAAGUUCCUUUUGAUCCUGGUCCUGUCUUCGAGAGGGACAAGUGAUUGUCAAGACCAGCAACGUGUAAACAUGCUGUUGAACAAUCAUUUCCCGCUUUAUCUGAUGAAAGACGAAGAAACUCGUACACCGGGAGUAGAUUCCAAAGGAAUGCGAAAUGUAUACCACGGACAACUUGAAAAAGGCAUAAAUGAAGUCAUUAGCAGAUGCCCUCAGAAAUGCACGAGCAUCGAAUGGAAUAAUGCGUUGAUUAAUAACGCAGACGAAGUGAUAAAGCGAUUGCAUGAAAAUACGACAGCAAUGUUUGUGUUUCCAAUCCCUGUUGAAGUUGGUAAAAAAAUCAGCCAAUACUAUCACAAUGACAGCACAGUACAAGUCAUCGCGAGCCAAAAGCAAAGUAAUUUGAUAAUGAUGGUGGAUAUCGGGAGGUGUCGAGAAGAUCUCAGCUAUGAAAUAUUCCAGAUCAUUCGUAAACAGUCGCCUAUCUUGCCCAUCGUGUUUUUAUUGGCUGCCAUUGCUGGCGUCAUCUUGUGGGUAUUGGAAGCGCGCCAAAAUGCUCAGGAAUUCUCGAGUUCUUUCUUUCGUGGAACUUUCGACGGGUUCUGGUGGGCUUUUAUUUCCAUGACGACGGUGGGGUAUGGAGACAAGACACCUCGUACUGUGCUUGGUCGAGUGUUUGCCAUGAUUUGGAUCAUCAUGGGGAUUGUUAUCAUAUCCUUCUUCACUGCCACCAUUGCCAGCACAAUAACCAUAGCAACAGUAGAAAAAAGCUGCCACACGUUGAAAAACAGAAAUGUCGCGAUAAUUUCGAAUGAUACGAAAGUCAAGGACUACGUUACGGAACAGGGUGCCAAAAGCAUUAAAGAGUUCGACAGUUUUCCAGCUAUGUUCAAAGCCUGGCGCAAUAAGGAAGCUGGAAUAAACAGCCUUUUUGUCGAGGAGCAUACCGCUUUAAUGUAUUUUUAUGGUCGCAACGAUAAUUCCGCGAUAAAAGAUGUGAGGGUGACCAAGUCUACCAAAGACGUGAAGCAAUUAACCUUGUUUUACGUGGUGGUAAAGAAGAGCCCUUCGACAGGAUCAGCUCUCUGUGGCCUGAAUACAUUGGACUUGAAAGAAUUACUUACAGUACCAGAUCUGCCUAAACCACCUGAGAUGCUUCUAGUCACGAAAUGGAGAAGAGUUCUUUUACCAAGCUUCGACUUUGUCAACUUCAACAGUCUCUUAACCAUAUCGCACAAGAAGUCAAAGAAAUGA
Molecule: messenger RNA, 1417 nt
Organism: Actinia tenebrosa (Australian red waratah sea anemone)
Lineage: Eukaryota; Metazoa; Cnidaria; Anthozoa; Actiniaria; Actiniidae
Biological process (GO): action potential; potassium ion transmembrane transport
Cellular component (GO): membrane; voltage-gated potassium channel complex
Molecular function (GO): ligand-gated monoatomic ion channel activity; delayed rectifier potassium channel activity
Source: RefSeq, a predicted model, not a curated record